CUUAUGCCCUAGUUCUUGUUGACCUGGAUGUACAUGUAUGUAGUAACAAGAAAAGAAAAUGGCAACCGGAGUGGGUAAGCACAAGCUGACGAGCACGGGUCCGACAGAGCCAUGGUCCAUCAGAGAAAAGCUGUGCCUAGCCUCGUCGGUAAUGAGGAGUGGAGACCAGAACUGGGUUUCGGUUAGCAGAGCCAUCAAACCGUUUGCAGAGCCAGGCAGGCCUCCAGACUGGUUCUCACAGAAGCAUUGUGCAUCCCAGUAUUCUGAGCUCCUAGAAACAACGGAGACCCCAAAGCGGAAACGUGGUGAGAAAGGAGAGGUUGUGGAGACUGUGGAGGACGUGAUCGUUCGGAAACUGACAGCAGAGAGGAUUGAAGAGCUGAAGAAACUGAUUAAAGAGACUCAGGAAAAACACAGGAAACUGAAGAAAGAAGCAGAGCUGAUUCAACUUGGUCAUCUGGACAACAAAGUAGAAGAAAUCUGGAAUGACAUUGUCACGAAGAAGCAGCAGGAUGAGGAAGAGGCUGAGAUGAAGAAGGCGGCAACUGAUGCUGCAUACCAGGUCCGACAGGCUGCCAAGAACACCCCAAAGAGGCUGCCAAGCGUGACGGUGCGCUCACCAGUGGGAUCCAACUCUCCUGGAAUGGACUACCCCAUGGCUGACACCCCUCAGCCAGCCGCAGAUGAGGGCAACGCCAGUGUAGCUCCAGGAGCUCCAGCGGUCCCUGCAGCUGCCCCAAUCUUCAUGCCCGCCCCAGAGACUCCCGCCCCCCCCAGCACAGCCCCUGCAAACCUGGAGGCCAACCUGAGCUCUCUGAUGGAGGACUCGCCCCAAAAAAAACAUCUGGGGCAGAAGGCUACCCCACCCCCCUCCCCACUGCUGUCUGAGCUGCUGAAGAAAGGCAGCCUCCUCCCUACUAGCCCCCGCCUGGUCGGUGAGACAGAGGUGCAGAUGUCUGCAGGUCACAGUGCCAAUGCAGGUGUGCACAUGGAGCUGGGUGGCAUGGUUCCAGGUGUAAACAGUACAGAGGUACAGAUGGCCCCUACAGCCAUCCCUGCAUCGCCUGCAGCCACAGGGGCCCCCACGCUCUCCCGGCUUUUAGAGGCAGGCCCUGUGCAGUUCACCUCGUCUCUCGCUUCCUUCUCCUCUGUCAGCAGCGAGCCUGCCUGUGCUGUCGCUAAACCUACCGCACAGCUGCCUCUGCCAGCACAGCCCUCCUCAGAGCCUGCCUGCCAGCCUCCCGCCACGGAGCCCCCGCCCACAGCUAGUGAGGCUGCUGUGAAGCCGGCCUUGGAGAACUCCAGUGAGCAGGCUGUGCUGGCGGGGACCCCCUCCUUAGUGCCAGGUGCUCUGAGCAGCGAGUGUGUGCCCAGCCCUGCUGUCAGGGGCACGGCUGGGGAGCCGAAGGGGGACCUAGGGGUGGACGAGGACCUGGUUGCCGUGUCCUACAUGGGGGACGAGCUGGACCUCGAGACCGUGGGAGACAUCAUCGCCAUCAUCGAAGAGAAGGUGGAUGAUAACUCUGAGGCUCUGGAUGCAGCAGCGGUGGAGGCAGCCCUGUCUCUGUGCGAGGAAGCCGCUGAUUCACAGGCGCUGUCUGGGCCCUGGGAGCAGCCCUUCAAGCCAGAGCAGGACAGGCUACAGCCGCCAGAGAGCACCGCAACACCCCCUCAGGACUGUGUGAAGAAUAGCAAAACCCUGGUCACUGAAAGUGUGGAGAUAAAGAAGGAGAUGAUUGAGGAGGAGCUAGGGAAAGAGAGCAGCGUCCCCAUCACAGUCCCUGACCCCCACCCAACAUCCCAGAACUCUGAGUCUCCUGCAACCACUGCACCAGAGUUCACCAUCAAAACUGAGCCCGGUUUCAGUGCUGUAGAGAAUGGAGUGGACAUGACGGCAAGGUCCGAGGCCUCCCCAGUGGCCCAUUCCUCUCCGUCGAACAUCAAGUGUGAGAGCGAAGAGUCGUCUCAGCAGGACUGCCCAGAUUCAAUACAAGAUGAGAAUGGACCAUCUUGUAAAGCACACCUUAAGGACCUGACGGAGGAGGAUGGCUGCAGUGAGGAGGCCAGUGUGGACGAGCCUAAGGAGGAGGAGUCUGGAGAGGCGUACCUGUCGGAGAUGGAGAACGAGCCGCCAAUCAGCGAGAGCGACGACGGCUACAGCAUCCACAAUGCACCGCUGCAGAUGCACACCCUACCCGAGUCCAUCCCCAGCAGCCCCGCCUCAUCACAGUUCUCAGUGUGCAGUGAGGACCAGGAAGCUAUUCAGGCCCAGAAGAUCUGGAAGAAGGCCAUCAUGCUGGUGUGGAGAGCGGCUGCUAAUCAUAGGUAUGCAAAUGUAUUCCUUCAGCCUGUAACAGAUGACAUUGCCCCAGGAUAUCACAGCAUAGUGCACAGGCCGAUGGAUCUCUCCACCAUCAAGAAGAACAUUGAGAACGGUCUGAUCCGCACCACGGCAGAGUUCCAGAGAGACAUCAUGUUGAUGUUCCAGAAUGCCGUGAUGUACAACAGCUCCGAUCACGACGUCUACCACAUGGCUGUGGAGAUGCAGAGAGACGUCCUGGAACAGAUACAGCAAUUUCUGGCAACCCAGCUGAUCAUGCAGACGUCCGAGUCUGGCAUCAGCGCGAAGAGCCUGCGAGGGAGAGACUCCACCCGCAAACAGGACUCCUCGGACAAGGAAUCUGAUUCUGACUCCGAGCAAGAGGAAGAUGUGGAGAGCGAGACUUCUAGUGGGUUCCUUCCAGAACAUCUGGAUAAUCAGGGGUCCGAGCCAGAGAGUGAUCAGGCAGAGUUAGGAGAGAGCACAGAGAGGGACAGUAUAGAGAGUGACCGGCCAGAGGAGGAGAGAGAUGGCACAGAGAGUGAGCCCCUAGAGGAGGAGCACAGUAUUGACAAAGCUCUCAGUGCCUCUCUGGAAUACAGUUCACUUGCAGAGUCUAGCCCCGAGAGACAGACCUGCUCUCAACAAAAUAAGAAGAUUCUACGGCAGACAUGGAAUGUCAUAGCCAGCCACAAGUACGCUUAUAUGUUCCUUAAGCCGGUUAAUGAAAAAUUUGCUCCAGAAUAUUACCGUGUUGUGAAAAGACCCAUGGAUCUCCUGACUCUGAAGAGGCGCGUGGCGAAGGGGCUGGUGGACACUCUGGAGGGGUUCCAGGGGGAGGUGAUGCUCAUGUUCCAGAAUGCCUUGAUGUAUAAUGAUCCCGACAGCGAGGUGUAUCGCAGGGCGGUCAGCAUGCAGGGAGACAUUGUGGAGCACCUGCAGAUGUUGAUUUAAAGAGGUUGAGAUGAGAACGCUGCGGAGCGCUGACGCUCUAGAUCUGGGUGUGCAUGUGCUGUUUUACCUUCAGCGAUUCUUGUGAUCCUUUCCUUCUGCAAGUGUUUAUUGUUCUGAAAGUAUGUUAUAAUAUACACGGCGUACUAGUGUUUUUUAAGUUUUAGAAGGUUUAAAAUACAUAUGAAAAGCUGGGAAAAUAUUUAUGUCCCUCCCUCCACUCACAGUCCUACCUUGUGGUUAUUCUCCAUGCAGGUAGAGACUGUGCUAUUUCCCUUGAGAAGGGGUGUUCCUUGUUGGUAUUCCAAGUUCUAAAAUGAAGGAAAUUACUGUCUGUUUUUGUUCUUGUUGUCAUGUUAAGCUUUUAAUUGCUGUUCUUGUUAUGUGUACUGUUAAAUAAAAAUGUUAUUAUAUAUACUA
This is a messenger RNA of Acipenser ruthenus (sterlet), 3691 nucleotides long. Its product is annotated as bromodomain-containing protein 8-like. The coding region runs from base 59 to 3274 and encodes 1071 amino acids. NCBI's taxonomy places the organism in Eukaryota, Metazoa, Chordata, Actinopteri, Acipenseriformes, Acipenseridae. Gene Ontology annotation, cellular component: NuA4 histone acetyltransferase complex. Gene Ontology annotation, molecular function: protein binding. The record is from RefSeq and is a predicted model, not a curated record. The transcript is spliced from 25 exons.